Messenger RNA from Meira miltonrushii, 249 nucleotides. RefSeq lists its product as uncharacterized. The transcript has a single exon. Gene Ontology annotation, biological process: regulation of DNA-templated transcription. Lineage: Eukaryota; Fungi; Basidiomycota; Exobasidiomycetes; Exobasidiales; Brachybasidiaceae. The annotation marks the transcript as partial. The record is from RefSeq and is a predicted model, not a curated record. Gene Ontology annotation, molecular function: DNA-binding transcription factor activity, RNA polymerase II-specific; zinc ion binding.
AUGAAUCAAUCUUUUGCGCGUCCUCAAUAUCCGCUCGGUGGUGGUUUAUCAAAUUAUCCAAGAACGAGUUCAAAUCCCAUAUCAUCGUCCCUAUCAAACUCAAAUCCUUAUCGCAAUAUAACCCAUAGAAGAGUACCGGCAGCAUGUAAUUUUUGUCGAAUGCGUAAAUUACGUUGUGAUGGUAAUACGCCUUGUAGACAAUGCGCAAGAAGGAUGAUUCAAUGCAUUUAUUCGGAAGCUGCAGAAACA